AUGUCGAUUCUACAAAAGAUUCAGGACAUCGAGGAUGAGAUGGCCCGCACGCAGAAGAACAAAGCCACCAAUGCACACUUGGGUAUGCUUAAAGCGAAGUUGGCUAAACUGCGACAAGAGCUGAUCGCUCCCAAAGGUGGUGGAGGUGGUAGCGGAGAAGGAUUUGAUGUAGCUAAAACGGGAGAUGCACGUAUUGGUUUUGUAGCGCCAACAAUGAAAUGGCAACUAAAAGAAAUCGUGAUGAAGUUAAAAGGCACCAGUGCCGAUAUGAACGGAACAUAUUUCAUGUCGUUCACCAAAAUUUACUAA
Necator americanus (New World hookworm) is the source of this 309-nucleotide messenger RNA. RefSeq lists its product as uncharacterized. The transcript is spliced from 4 exons. Gene Ontology annotation, cellular component: cytoplasm. The coding region runs from base 1 to 309 and encodes 102 amino acids. The record is from RefSeq and is a predicted model, not a curated record. Gene Ontology annotation, biological process: cytoplasmic translation. Gene Ontology annotation, molecular function: GTP binding; GTPase activity. NCBI's taxonomy places the organism in Eukaryota, Metazoa, Nematoda, Chromadorea, Rhabditida, Ancylostomatidae.